GCAUGGAUUCCUGAUCCCCGAGUCACUUUCUCCAAUUUUUUUUACACUAAUUAAGCUCCCUAACUAGACUGGAGACUUGCUAGUGUAAUUGGGUCUUUGGGACAUCCUCCCUGAAGCACCCCAAAGUUUGUUAGCUGGGCACAGUUCCUCUCCUCUCUUUAAGUCGCCUUGGGGAUUAUGCAAUCCCUCGGCACACAGGGCACUUCGAACGGUGCCACCUUCAUUUGGCCCACUUGCUCCCUAGGAGGGUGCUGGCCAGCAGAGCACUGAGAUCUGCCCAGAAUGGAGAGCCCCUCCUGCCUGCAGUCAGCCACUGAGAGCCAUCCAGCCUUGAUCUCACCAGAAUUCCACCUACUUCAGAGACUCCUGCGGGGUGCUCAGCCCUUAAAAUAAGUCUGCCAAAUUCUAAAUGGUACACUUAAUUUUAUCAACUUGCAAACUCUUCAUGAAUUCCUCAAUUAAAAAACCUAGGCAUGUUUCCACGGUUUGGAAAAUCAGGCUGGAGUGAAAAUUCUUCCAGGGAUGCAGUGCACAGAUCCUGAGGAGCCCGGAGUUGUAGGAGAAAAGGCAGAGCACUACAGAGACUUCUUUGGCUCGAAGGCUGGGAAGCAGACAGAACAUGCGGUGGUUUUAUCAGCUUGUCCUUGGCUUCUCUGUAACCCCCACCCUCAGUGUUGGCUCACAGUGAUCCUUCAGACUGUCUGCUCAGACUUCCAAGUACAGUCGUUUAGGAAAACACUGCCCUGAACCAUCCACCUUCCUCACACGGAUGAACUGAAGCCUACAGAGGGUGAGGAGUCUGUCCCAAGGCCACAGAAAGUGUGGCCAAGCUGGAAAAGACCUUAACCAUCUCUGUGGUCCCACUCACGACCUGCAUCCUCCGUCCUUCUGCCCCAUCUGCGUAUCCAGCCAGAACCCCGCAGUAUGGAGCCCAGCAACAGAACCACAGUCUCUGAGUUCAUCUUGAAGGGAUUUUCUGGCUACCCGGCCCUUGAGCGGCUACUCUUUCCUCUGUGCUCAGUCAUGUACCUGGUGACUCUGCUGGGGAACACAGCCAUCGUGGUGGUGAGCAUAUUGGAUGCCCGUCUGCACACGCCCAUGUACUUUUUCCUGGGUAACCUUUCCAUUUUGGACAUCUGCUACACAUCUACUUUUGUACCCCUGAUGCUGGUCCACCUCCUGUCGUCCCGGAAGACCAUCUCCUUUACGGGCUGUGCCGUCCAGAUGUGUCUGAGCCUCUCCACGGGCUCCACCGAGUGCCUGCUGUUAGCCGUUAUGGCCUAUGACCGCUACUUGGCCAUUUGCCAGCCACUCAGGUACCCUGUGCUCAUGAGCCACAGGCUCUGUCUGAUGCUGGCAGGAGCCUCCUGGAUGCUCUGUCUCUUCAAGUCAGUGGCAGAGACGGUCAUCGCCAUGAGGCUGCCCUUCUGCGGCCACCACGUGAUCAGACACUUCACCUGUGAGAUCCUGGCUGUGCUGAAGCUGACCUGUGGCGACACAGCAGUCAGCGAUGCCUUCCUGCUGGUGGGGGCCAUCCUCCUGUUGCCUAUACCCCUGACCCUCAUCUGCCUGUCCUACAUGCUGAUCCUGGCCACCAUCCUGAGGGUGCCCUCAGCCACCGGGCGCAGCAAAGCCUUCUCCACCUGCUCGGCACACCUGGCUGUUGUCCUGCUUUUCUAUAGCACUAUCAUCUUCAUGUACAUGAAACCCAAGAGCAAGGAGGCCCGGAUCUCAGACCAGGUCUUUACAGUCCUCUACGCUGUGGUGACUCCCAUGCUGAACCCCAUUAUCUACAGCCUGAGGAACAAGGAGGUGAAGGAAGCGGCCAGGAAAGCUUGGGGUAGCAGAUGGGCCUGUAGGUGAGGGAGGGCAGGGCUCUGCAUGGGUAGGGGUCUUGCCUUGUUGUGUGGGUCAGCCUAUGCCAAUACCACUGUGGGACAGAACAUGGAGCUGUGGAGACCUACACUCCAGAGACACAGUACCAAAUCCCACUAAUCCUGACACUGAAUCACUCACAAGUCACUUUCUGCUCCUGCCCUGUCCUGGUCCAGGCUGCUGCCCAGCACCUGUCCCUGGGCCUCCACAGUAGCCUCUGGGCUGACCUCAAGACAAGUGAUUCUUUGGGUAGUGCAGCUGCUCACACCUACAAUACCAGCAUUUGUGAAACGGAGGCAGGAGGAUGGUCAAUUUGAAGUCAGCCUGUGAUAGUAAGACUCAAUCUGAAAAUAAAUAGUUAA
Mus caroli (Ryukyu mouse) is the source of this 2237-nucleotide messenger RNA. RefSeq names its product olfactory receptor 13J1-like. Gene Ontology annotation, cellular component: membrane. Gene Ontology annotation, molecular function: olfactory receptor activity; G protein-coupled receptor activity. Gene Ontology annotation, biological process: G protein-coupled receptor signaling pathway. The record is from RefSeq and is a predicted model, not a curated record. Lineage: Eukaryota; Metazoa; Chordata; Mammalia; Rodentia; Muridae.